CAGCCACUGCAGUCAAUGCCUGAAGGGGAAGAUUCCUCAGACGAGUGGGAAAGUGAGACUGUAGUAGUGGAAAUCAAUGGUGUUCUAGAUGCAAGAACUAUUCGGCAAGCGGUUGCAUCCAAACAGAUCACACUGCGCAGACAUGAGACAGAUAGUCCAUUGCUGCAGGUCGGAAAUUCCUUGUUUACCGGGAAGUGGUUGCGGACUGUCGGCACUGAUCUGAUUUUACAAGCAGACGGCGGACAGAUAUUGAAGUUAUGUGUUAGCAGCGAGCGAUAA
Cylicocyclus nassatus is the source of this 279-nucleotide messenger RNA. The record is from the annotation of a GenBank genome assembly. NCBI's taxonomy places the organism in Eukaryota, Metazoa, Nematoda, Chromadorea, Rhabditida, Strongylidae.